Molecule: messenger RNA, 3665 nt
Organism: Plectropomus leopardus (leopard coralgrouper)
Lineage: Eukaryota; Metazoa; Chordata; Actinopteri; Perciformes; Serranidae
Gene: flrt1b
Product: fibronectin leucine rich transmembrane protein 1b
Molecular function (GO): protein binding
Source: RefSeq, a predicted model, not a curated record
CGCACGGCCAGCGUGCUUUGCUGCCUCUGAAGAUCAUCUGUGUGAACUGAAAAGGAAGCGAUCAAAAAUUUAACAGAGGAGAGUGAGGCGGAAACUGAGAGGAAGGAAAGAAAGAAGCCUUUGGACUCUUACAGCCUGUACUUUGCACCGGGCCAACCUGUCCAUCACAGCCUCAAACAUACUCAUUACCACCACUGAACUGUGAAAUCUAUGUUGUAGUAAUUGUUAUAAUACAACUAAUAACCGUAAGGACUUCUUGCUGGAUUUUUCUGAGCUGUGGAAAUCCCACUUAUUCUCUCCUUGUUGCACAUUAAUUAAGCCCACUACCUGGUUAUUGAAAGCAAGUGUAGCACAGCACUGUACUAUUUUUGCAUGACCCACUGCUUGCACGAGUAUCCAGGAUUGCUUUUGACUUCGAAGAAGGACCCUUGAGCCCUCAACCAUCUUCUGACUGUCUGCCCAACUGUAGCAUUUGGGUGUGGAGCAGUGGUUUCAGAAUUAGGCCUCUGGACGCUCAUUGAAGAUGACUUGAGUUGGCAGGCCUAAAAGCCCCUUACCCCAGAGAGAGAGAGAGAGCUUGGCAGUAGGACACACACACAACACACAAAUGUGGGUGCCGAGGCGGCUUUGAGCCAUGCUGGUGUUGCUGCUUGCGGAGCCCUGGAGUACAGGCUAUCAUCAUCCCUAUCAUCAUUCACCCAAGCUGAGGAAGAUUCAACGGCCCCGAGGAGCAAGGCUACACUUGUGAACGAUUCAAAGAAGACUGGGAAACCGCGCUAACACACAGAGAUCCACAGAUACAUCCUCGAUCACAAAUACAGACACACCAACACAACUCUCUACAAAUCCUUGAUAGAAGAAAAACAAAGCUGCAGCGUACGUGAAAGGCACAGAGACUGAGCAGGAGCUGUGCACCAACAUGGCAGCUGAGAGUCUUGCUGAGCUCCGCGAUUGGCUCUUUCUGCUCCUCCUGUGCCUCACCUUAUUGGCUGAGGUGCUAGAACUAGCGGCAGCGGCAAUUGCCAUGGAGACGGGCGAGGGAGAUGAGGGCAUUGUUUGUCCCUCAGUGUGCCGCUGUGAUGAGGGUUUUGUCUACUGCAACGACCGUGGCCUCAGCAUAAUUCCUCCACUACCAUUAAUGGCUGCCAUCCUCUACUUGCAGAGCAACCGGCUGAGUAACGCCGGCCUGCCGCCCUCACUGGAACGCAGCACUUCCAUACGAGUGAUUUACCUGUACGCCAACCAGUUGGAUGAAUUCCCUAUACACCUCCCGCCUUCGCUACGGGAGCUCCAUUUGCAGGAUAAUAAUAUACGAACGUUACCGAGAUCAGCACUAGCCAAGUUACCAUUACUAGAACGUUUGCACCUGGAUGAUAACUCUAUAUCCACAGUUAGCAUCCAGGAGCGAGCUUUUUCUGGGACUCCACGGCUUCGACUGCUGUUUCUGUCACGGAACCAUCUGUCGAGUAUCCCUGCUGGCUUGCCAGCAUCCUUGGAAGAGUUGCGACUAGAUGACAACAGGAUCAGCACCAUCCCCACACAUGCCUUCCGCGGGCUCUCCUCCCUGCGACGCCUGGUCCUGGAUGGGAACUUGUUGGCUAACACACGCAUUGCAGAUGACACCUUCUCCCGUCUCUCCAACCUGACGGAGCUUUCGCUGGUCAGGAAUGCCCUGCAGUCACCGCCAGUUUAUCUACCGUCAGCUCACCUUGUGCGACUCCAUUUGCAAGACAACGGGAUGACUCAUAUACCACGUGGGGCGCUGGACGGGAUGCGGCGGCUCCAGAGGCUGGACCUGUCAGGAAACAAUCUGACCACUCUCCCACGAGGACUUCUAAAGGACACAGAAAGCCUGGAGCUGCUACUGCUGCGAGGGAACCCCUGGUACUGUGGCUGCAACCUUCGCUGGCUCCACGCGUGGCUGCACAGCCGUGGGGCAGGGGUGACCGUCAGGGGUCUGACCUGUCAGGGGCCUGAGCCUGUAAGGGGACAGGCCCUGAGAGACCUAACCUCCCUGAUGGAGCAGUGUGAAGGCCCUCCUGCAGGUCCCAGUACUGGCAUAGGGGUGAACCCAGCAGAAAAAGAUGGAGGAGGUGAAGAUGGUGUUGGAGGGGAGCAAGCAGUGGCUUCAGUCCCCCACGGCAGCACAACCACUUCCUCUCUGCUGGUCCCCACACAAGGUUCCCUCUUCACUCUGCGAGCCAAGCGGCCGGGCCUUGUUAUGCCUCUGCCUCCUGGUGAAGGUGGACAAGUAUCUGGAGAGGCUCUGGAGCUGACUGUAAAACCUCUCUCUUCGGACAGUGUACUGGUGAGCUGGCUGUGCCCGCAGCCGGCACCCUCCUUCCGCCUGUCGUGGCUGCGGCUGGGCAGCAGUGCAGCUCUUGGUUCCAUAACAGAGACUCUGGUACCUGGAGAGAGGAGGCAGUACCUCCUCACCCAGCUCACCCCUCGCUCCCAUUACCUCAUCUGCUUGCUGCCACUACGACAGGAAACUUCGUUUGGGGGUUCCAGCAUGGGAUCAUCUCGAGUUAGCAGCAUGGACACGGACACUAAAGACUCGGCCCCAGCCUGCGCUCAGAUAGAGACCGGAGACGCUCUGAUCAGCGCAGGAGGGGACAGGUCAGAUAAAGAGGGACAGGACUCAGAACUAACAGCCCUGCCACUGGCUGGGAUCAUAGGGGGUGCCACCGCAUUAGUAAGCCUGCUUUUAAUCUUUGGCAUCUUCUGCUGGUACGGACAGAGAGCAGGGUACGUAUCUGGGGACUCGGGCUCGUACAACAGGGGCCGGGGUGGGAAACAUUACGAUGACUAUGUAGAGUCAGGCACCAAGAAAGACACUUCCAUCUUAGAGAUCAGGGCCCCUCCUGCAGGGUUUCAGAUGACAGCUAUGGCUCAUCAGCCCCUGCAGCCUAAGCUGGAGGAUGUCACCUACAUCCACACCAUUUUCCCCUCCUCCUCCUCUUCCUCCCAAGCUAACGGGACCUACCGGAGCAGUCACGGAGCAGGCAGCCUCAACGGCACCAUCCUCAGCCAAUCCAGCCACCAUCACGUUACUUAUGGUACCAAUCGUGGCUACAGAGAGGGUGGCAUUCCCGACAUAGAUUAUGCCUACACGUGAUGAUAUAGGGACGCACUCCCUGAGCCACGAACGGCAGGCGCCAUUUCUAUGAUGACGACCUCUCGGCUGGUGGCUGUUUUGUCCUUGGUUUCCAAAGUACCCUCUGUGCCUCUGCUGGUUCAAUUCUGAUUGGUUUGCUAGGUAGAAAAGACUGGUUUCAGCUAUCUUGAUUGGACUAUUGAGUGACAGAAGUAACAGUCCUGCUAUACUCUACUGCUGUAUUCUACAUUAUACAGUAGGUCCUUCUUUCAGCACUACUUAUACUUAUAAAUGGUUACGUUUUCUCUUUUGGGUAUCUCAGUGUCUUUCAAACCUACUGUUCUUCUCAGCUCAUAAUAAUACACAGUAACUUAUUUGAGGUUGAUAUACUAGGCUUAGCUGAUUUAGCAGGAGAUAUAUUUAUAAUAUGAGGAAAAGGCACUUGAUGUGUAUAGAGAUAGCUCUCAUAUCUUCCUACCAACUGUAAGCUCUGUGCUGUAUAGAUAAAAGGGAUGACAGAGGGAGAAUCAAUGGUUGUUAUAACCCACAGAUGACAAUGCAUCAUGGU